AAUGUUGUGUCAGGAAUUCAGGUUCCGUCGAGGAAGGAGGUGCUCACCACAGGUAGGGGUAUUCUAGCGAGUGUUAUAGUCAGUGGUAUGAGGUACCUCAUCGUUAAUGUGAAACAUGAUCGUUCAGUGUAUGCUAGCCUGCAUUUUUGAAGAAAUCCUGCAUACACAUUAUCAAGGUGUUGAUGACGAAAGCAUUGCAGAAACGUUCCAUUUUCUCUUUACCUUGCCGACGAACCUCUGGGAUGUUGGCAGCCCUUCGAUUUUUUAGAUGAUUCUGUUGCCGGAAGAUGUGUAAGAAAAGCCAGUUAUGUUUGAGGAGUGCUUUGUAGAAAGAUUUUCCGAAGUCAGUUUAUCUCGGACAUGCCGGGAAGGGUCGUGAUAUUUCUGACGCAUCGUGUUCUCACAUUUUACGGUAUUUUCGGUUUUCCGGCGCAUGAGAAUUGUUAUAGGUCUGGUUCCUUGAAUUAUGAAUCAUUUUUCAGCAGAUAGCAGUGUGUUGAAAGAUGCCGCUUUCUCAUGGCCAUGCCCCGUCGCGACACUCGAUUUCCACAAUCGGGACCCAGAGUUUGCACUCUCUAUAUUCAACGAGGAGCAGCAGGACAGUCAAAUCUUCUAAGUUGGACAAAUGGAAACGGCCCUUGAUUGACCCUGACAUCUUCGAUUUGCAGAAAGGCGCUUGGAUCAUGGGCUUAUUUUCCCUGUUUUUGAGCAUGUUCACGGUGGCUACUGCCAUUUUCGACAUCUACUGCUUGGCAAUGGCCGAACCCGGGACAAGUCACUAUGGUUACUACAUUAUCAGCUUUGAGUUCGUCUAUGCUGGCAAUCCGAACGUUCGGAACAGCCUUAUCGUGUUUGCCCUGUUCAGCCUGUUGCUCGGCGCGGCUCUGUUUGUUACAACCGUCAUCCUGCUCGCAGCUUUGAGAAAGGAGGAAGAGCUGAAAAUGAUCCCGUGGCUCUUCUGCAUGCUGGGAUUCAUCGGAUGGCGGCUCUUCGCUACUAUGUACGCAUCGGUGGUGAAUGACAUGAUAUUUUCGUACCACCGAACCAUGUGUGUGCUCUGGGUCUUGUUCAUCCUGGCCAGUGCGGUGGGCUGGAUCGUGGUCUACUCCCAGCACAUGGAUCUCAGAGAUCUGACGAGAUUGGAGGAUGUUGCGAAGCUUAAGAGGAGCACAAUCAGCUCACUGAAUACCUCCUACGCGAAUCAGUCCAUAUCACUGAGCAUUGCUGGUUCGGUGCCGAGUUCCAGGCCGAUCACACCAAGGGAUGUGACACCGCAAACGUCACAGCCUCCAGCACAUAACGUUUCUAUGUCCACAGACAUAAUGUGAGACAAUCGAAAAGGAUCAAGUUCUGUGUCAGCGAGUUCAUAGCGUCCAAAUUUUACAUCAGUGUGUUACUGUAUGGUAGUGAGUGUAUGGCUGAAUCCAGCAGCCCCGUCAUUUUGAGGUGAAACUACGCCGUCCAAGCGACAUUUUAUAUGUUAUUGUAUUUUAAGAGGAUUUUAUUGACUUUUUUUGAGUGGAGAGCAUUCCACGAAAGUGCGCGGAGAACUCAUUGCUUCCGAUCGGGAUUUUUAAUGGCCUGUUGUUUUUUCUGUGACUCAAUGACGUAACCGCGGAUCUUUCUGGAUUUUUAUCUUUUUUUUCUACGUGGCAUUUGUUUUACUGAUGAGCGAUGAGUUCUGCCGGGCAAAAAGACAUUUUUUUGCACCAGCUUGUUUGCAGAGGUUGUUACAAGUGUUCUCAUGGAACGUUUUGUACCUUGUUGCUGGAUAAAGAAUAUUAUUCUUUACUCUGAGUAAAACGAUGCACAGUUUGCUAACGCGU
Molecule: messenger RNA, 1826 nt
Organism: Notodromas monacha
Lineage: Eukaryota; Metazoa; Arthropoda; Ostracoda; Podocopida; Cyprididae
Source: the annotation of a GenBank genome assembly